Molecule: messenger RNA, 4387 nt
Organism: Cyclopterus lumpus (lumpfish)
Lineage: Eukaryota; Metazoa; Chordata; Actinopteri; Perciformes; Cyclopteridae
Gene: slc12a9
Product: solute carrier family 12 member 9
Exons: 14
Coding region: 333-3056 (907 amino acids)
Biological process (GO): cell volume homeostasis; potassium ion homeostasis; chloride ion homeostasis
Cellular component (GO): membrane
Molecular function (GO): potassium:chloride symporter activity
Source: RefSeq, a predicted model, not a curated record
UUUUUUGGGGGCAUUUCUGCCCUCCCCCUUUCGACAGUCACAUGGGCGGUUUCUGCUCUCCCGUGACAACUUUGAACAAAUAAAAAGGGAACGAGGCGUGCCAUGGCUGCUGUGUUGUUAUUGGACCGCAGGUCUUUCACAGCAUCCAACUCUCGGGCCCGGCUCAGUCCUGUCAUGUCCACCGUCCCGGUGCGGGUUCAUCUCGACUGUCCACUGCGCGUCUUCUCCCGAAAACAAACCCGCGGGGCAAACGAGAAGAAACAAGUAGGAAGUGGGUGAAAGUGUCCCGUGGAAGGCUCAUCGAGACUGAUCCCAGGCUUCUCGCACCAAACAUGUCGAACGAACGCACCCCUCUGGUGACCUCAGGGGUAUGUGGUCUGGCGGUGACCGCAGUGGCAAGCGGCAUGGAGUUGGACGCCACCACUGAAUCCGGCUCCGGGUCAUCAAGCAAAGACCCUCGAAAACUGAACACUUUUUUCGGGGUGAUGGUGCCCACCGUCCUCUCCAUGUUCAGCAUCGUGCUGUUCCUGAGAACCGGGUUUGUGGUUGGUCACGCGGGGCUGUUACAGGGUCUUUUAAUGGUGAUUGUAGCCUACACCAUUAUCUCUCUCACAAUACUGUCCAUCUGUGCCAUUUCCACCAACGGUGCUAUACAAGGGGGAGGAGCCUACUACAUGAUAAGUCGGUCUCUUGGCCCAGAGUUUGGAGGAAGCAUUGGUUUGAUGUUCUUCCUGGCCAAAGUGUUUGCAUGUGGAGAGUAUGUUCUUGGUCUUGUGGAGGCGUUACUUGAUGUGUUUGGUUCAGAUCCUGAGUCCUCUGUGUCCGAGGGGAUGCGUGUGCUUCCACAGGGCUACUGGUACUCGGUGCUGUACGCCUCAGUGGUCCUUCUGCUGUGUCUGCUCGUGUGUCUGGUGGGUGCCCACAUCUACUCCCGCACCGCCUUCGUCAUCCUGCUGGUGGUCACUGUAACCUUGCUGUCCAUCUCCGUCAGCUCUGUGGUGGUCAAACCUCGUGAUUUUGUCAUCGCCCACAAGGGGGCCGGCAACCAGACGAUCCGCUACAACGCCAGCUACACGGGCUUCAACGCCACCACUCUGAGGAACAACCUGGGCUCUGGUUACUCUUUGGACUACAGCACCAACUCUGUCAUGUCUUUUGCCACCGUGUUUGCUGUCCUGUUCACCAGCUGCACCGGGAUUAUGGCCGGAGCCAACAUGUCAGGGGAUCUGAAGACUCCGAGUGUUUCCAUCCCCAAAGGCACCAUCGUAGCCGUCUUUUACUCUUUCAUAGUCUACGUCGUCCUCUUCAUACUGGUCAGCGCCACGUGUGACAGGACCCUGUUGAUUCAGGAUUAUGGCUUCCUCCAGAGGAUAAACAUCUGGUCGCCAUUCGUCACCGUCGGGAUAUUCUGCGCUGCUCUUUCAGCUGCGAUGUGCGCUAUGAUCGGAGCGUCCCGUAUCCUCCAUGCUCUUGCUCUGGAUCAGCUCUUUGGUUUGCCAUUAGCGCCAGCUACAAUCACAUCAAGCUCCGGGAAUCCGUGGGUGGCUGUGCUGUACACCUGGGGUUUGGCACAGUGUGUAGUGUUUGCAGGCCAGCUCAAUGCCGUGGCAGGUUUGGUGACUGUUUUCUACUUGCUUGCCUACGCUGCGGUUGACCUGGCCUGUUUGGCUCUUGAGUGGGCGUCGGCACCAAAUUUCAGACCAACCUUCCAGCUCUUCUCCUGGCACACCUGCCUGCUGGGCAUCCUGAGCUGUUUAGUGAUGAUGUUCGUCAUUAACCCCGUGUACUCCUCAGGCAGCAUCGUCCUCCUGCUAGUGCUGCUGCUUUUCCUCCACUACAGAUCGCCCACCAGCAGCUGGGGCUACGUCAGCCAGGCUCUAAUUUUCCAUCAGGUGCGUAAGUAUCUGUUGAUGCUGGAUGUGAGGAAAGACCAUGUGAAGUUCUGGAGGCCGCAGAUGCUGUUAAUGGUGGCCAACCCUCGCUCUUCCUGUCAGCUCAUCCUGUUUGUCAACCAGCUGAAGAAGGGAGGACUCUAUGUGUUGGGCCAUGUGCAGCUGGGAGAUCUGGACUCUCUGCCAUCAGACCCGAUUCAGCAGCAGUACAACUUCUGGUUGAGCCUCGUCGAUAAACUCGGGGUGAAGGCCUUUGUGGACCUGACGCUGUCCCCCUCUGUCAGACAGGGAACACAGCAUCUGCUGCGCAUCACAGGCCUCGGUGGCAUGAAGCCCAACACACUGAUUUUGGGUUUCUAUGAUGGCUGCACUCCUGAGGACUUCUUCCUCCAGGAUUCUGCGUUCUGUGACUCCUCGCUCGGACAAGCGAGUGAGGGCGAAUAUAAUUUUGGGGUCGACUUGCCUUUGUUGCAGGCCCAUUUCCCACCGGUCCGACAUGUUGAGAACCCACGCUGGCUAUCGCCAGAAGAGUACGUGGGAAUAAUUUCUGACGCCAUUAAAAUGAACAAGAACGUGUGCCUCGCCCGCUAUUUCUUCCAGUUAGAGGGAGAGGGAAAAGAUAGCAAGGUGGACGGGUCGGAGCGGACGAUAGAUGUGUGGCCCCUCAACCUGCUCCAGCCCGGCAGCCGGGAUUAUGAGGACGUGUGCAGCCUGUUCCUGCUGCAGAUGGCCUGCGUGCUCAACAUGUCCAACAAAUGGCGCCACGCAAGAAUGCGAAUCUUCCUGAAUGUGGAGACUGAGUCCAGCGACCAGGGCUGGGUGGUGAACGAGGAGACGUUCCGAGAGUUGCUCCGGAAGCUGAGGAUCAGGGCGUCGAUAAAGAUCGUGCCUUGGGACUCCGUGGUGCAGCACCAUGUUCAGCCAAGCGGGGAGCCCCGAGCAGAGCCGGCGCAAGCUCUCUCCGAGGAGUUCUUGUCCGCGGUGAACAGCAUGCUGAUGGAGCACAGCGCUCAAGCCGCUGUACGCUUCCUGUACUUGCCUCGACCGACCGAUCAGCGCAGCCGCUCACAGCAGUACUUGGCUCAGGUGGAGGCGGUGACCAAUAGUUUAGGGCCAACGCUCCUGAUUCACGGGGUCACCCCAGUCACGUACACUGAUCUGUGAGCACGUGUGGCCGUUUGGUUCGCUAGUAUCGUAGAAGCAGCAAAGUCUUAUCUGGUUACAUGUAAAAUGACCACGUAAUGUAAGGAAACGUGGAUGCUGAGUUGCAGUAUGUAGCACCGGUUCCAAUAUGUUCACAUAAUGACACUUUCUAGUGGUUUUACUCGAGCUUUCCAAAGGACCACAGCCACAGAUUACAGAGUGCAUUUUUAAAAUAAGCCACUUGAGGUUUAUGCAUUUAAAUAGGUUAUUUUCUUAUUUACAUAUACUUGAACUGGCUUGGUGAUUGAGCCAAGAAAUGUGGGAAUACUAACUUUUUUGGGGUGUGAUUUAUGUUGAUACAACCUCAUGUUUGGAUCAGCUUUAAAUCUGCAAAAGUCCAAGACUCACUUUGUUUGGAGCAAUACGGGUUGUCUUUGACAUUUAAUAUAGAAAUGUCUAAACUUAAUUUCAGGGAUGAAAUUAUAAAUUUGUGUUAACCAAGGUAAAAAUCUUUUUUUCCUGAUUCAGUUUCUAAAUUAUAUUGUGUUUAAAGCAUAAUAAUUGUAAAUGUUUUUGCAGAUUUCUUUCCCUACAUGCUCAGAUUUCUGCUGGACCAAAUGAUUCAAAGACCUCUUUUUAUUUAUUUAUUUAUUUCUGACCUGAAUUGAGUUCUGAAUUUUGUUUCCAUUGCAGUUUUGCAAACCUGUCUUAUUUUGCUGGUAAAUGUGCAUCACUGGUCUUCACAAAGGGAACCGUCUUCUACAUGUGACCUCAGAAUGAUGAACAGCAUUUGUUGCUGUUGUAUGCGUUUACUUGAAAACUAUACUUGGAUUUUGUGCUUCAUGAUGCAGACUGUCAAAGUACAUAUAUACAUGAUGGUUACUCGGGAGAGCCAUUCUAAUCCAGUCUCAGUUAGGACCACGAACAAUGAUGAUUCAGACCAACUCUGGGCUGAAACCAAAGCAAGGAGUUACAUUUUGACAACACCGUUAAUUUACCCCAUGUACAGUACACAAUACAGAAUGAAAUGUUACUGCUUUCAUGUCAAAGUUGCUUUUCUAGUGUUGCAGCACUAACAUAGACCUUUCAACAUCCAUAAAAGGGCCAUUUAACAAAUAGAAAGUUGCUUCAAAGCCCAUAUGCAUGAUAUUUUGCUCAAUUACAAAGCCUGAAAGAUCUGACCUUUGGAUCCUAAAGGUCAUUACUGUAGAUGUACAUAUUAAACUGCUGUUUGUCAUCGGUGUAAAUAUAUGCCAAAUGUAAUGUGUAUUGGUAUCCACUGUAAUAUUGUUAAAUCUUCACAGAAAAUAUGUAUUUAAAAGAUUGCUUAAAUACAAUCAAUACAAACAGAU